AUGGAGGUGGCUAUGUCUUUGAAUCCACUGGUUCAGCUACGGACAUCAGAGUUAAGAACCCACGAAGAUGGACUCAUCAGACAUUCCUUAAUCUCGACGAGGAUGACCCAGAAGCCUCGACACCAGAGGCCACACCAGCAGAUGUUGGUGGUGGAAGCCAAGGGUAAGAAAGGAAUGGCGGCACGUCAGUUCCAACGCCCAACUCCUUCUCUCCCCAAGCUUGAAGACGAUGGCAACCCUAAGUUCGUCAUCUUUAUCCGCAUGGCCAAUGUUUAUCUUUGGUAUCCACUUAAUCUUGUAACGGGCGGCACCACUGCAAAAAUCAUGGUUGCAGCAAAGGACAAUUUUCUGGGGAAAUAUAUUUACAAGGAUACGUUAUCUAGGAAUCUUGCGGCAGUUAUAUACAAAGAUGAGAAGGAGAUACAAAAGUUGGCAUUGAAACAGCACCGUUCUUUGCGGUCGGCUACUGAGUUUAGAUAUGGCUACAAACUUGUUGAAAAUAACAAUUUGAGAGCAGCACUUUCUAGCAGUGAUGUUAUUGAGCUCCCAACACAAGACCAGCUUAAAACAGUUUUAGAUAAAGUGAAGGACUUCUUUGGGGAUGCUAAGGAAUCUUUUGGGAAGCUGACAGCCCUAAAUUCGUCAACUGAGGAGUCCAAAGAAAAUUCUGAAGAGAAGUCCAAAGAGAAAUCCAAGUAA
Molecule: messenger RNA, 699 nt
Organism: Ilex paraguariensis (yerba mate)
Lineage: Eukaryota; Viridiplantae; Streptophyta; Magnoliopsida; Aquifoliales; Aquifoliaceae
Source: the annotation of a GenBank genome assembly